UGAUUGCACCACAAGCAAGCAUUUCCAGUUCUCCAGAGAAGCUACCACAAAAGCCAAGCCCCAUGUUUGUUAGAAGGUGUCUGAGAAUCACCGCAAAGAUGUCGGGAAGAAAACUGUCCGGGCGAAGAUUUUCAGACGUCUUUCCCUUAAACAACGGGACUUGCGGUCCCCUCUUGAACAAGGGUGGGACUGUAGGGCCAGGGACCCGUAGGCGCAUCUCAUCGUUCCCUUGUGAGGAGACGUUUGCACCCGUCCGUACUCCGGUCAUCCUGUCUAUGAGGAAGGACGUCGGGGGUCUUGCCGCUGUGCUACAAUUAUUUCAAGAAGAACAGGUCAGCGUUCUGCAUAUCGAGUCACGACGCUCACUUCGGCGAAAAUCGGAAGUCGAAAUCUACAUGGACUGCGAAGCCGACAAGACCCGAAUGAACGAACUGAUUUGUCGGAUUCAGAGAGAGACCAAGAUGGUCAAGGUGGACACGCCAGAUAGCCUGGGCAAGGACAAUGGACAAGUCGAGGAGGGGUUCGAGGUGCCCUGGUUCCCGCGCAAAAUCAGUGAGCUGGACAAGACGGCGUGCCGAGUCCUCAUGUAUGGAAAUGAUCUUGAUGCUGACCACCCGGGUUUCAAGGACAAUGUCUACCGAGAAAGAAGAAAGCAGUUCGCAGAGAUCGCUCUGAAUUACAAAUACGGCCAACCCAUACCAAGAAUAAAGUAUACUGAAGAAGAGGUGAACACAUGGGGUGCCGUGUACCGUGAGCUGACGUCACUCUACCCGACACACGCCUGUCAACAGCACCUCAACAACCUGCCUCUACUGCGCAUGUACUGCGGAUAUAGAGAAGACAACAUCCCUCAGCUGGAAGAUGUGUCAGCAUUUCUCAAAGAACGGACGGGUUUCCAGUUGCGGCCCGUGGCGGGGUACCUGACACCACGUGACUUCCUGGCAGGACUUGCCUUCCGUGUGUUCCACUGUACCCAGUACAUCCGCCAUAGCACCGACCCUUUCUACACCCCAGAACCGGACUGUUGUCACGAGUUGUUGGGUCACGUGCCCAUGCUGGCCGACCCGAGUUUUGCCGAGUUCUCACACGAGAUCGGUUUGGCUUCGCUCGGUGCUUCGGACGAGGAAGUCCAAAAGCUGGCUACGUGCUAUUUCUUCUCCGUGGAGUUCGGCCUGUGUAAAGAGGACGGAAAGAUCAGGGCAUACGGAGCAGGGCUGCUGUCCUCCGCCGGAGAGUUAAAGCAUGCACUGACACAGGAGGAUAAAGUUCUGCCCUUUGACCCGGAAGCCGUUGUUCAGCAGGAAUGCCUCAUCACCACCUAUCAGGACGUCUACUUCCUGUCCCACAGUUUUGAUGAGGCCAAGGAGCAGAUGAGGUCUUUUGCCAAGAGUAUAAAACGCCCAUUCACCGUGCGAUACAACCCGUACACGCAGACGGUUGAAGUUCUGAACAGCACUCGCCAGGUGGCGCGCGUGAUCCAGGAGCUUCGAGCUGAGUUGGACACCAUUAGCCACGCCUUAGACAAGAUGGACGUGUGAUGUUGUGGCGUCACUUUGUGAGCCAGAAGUUGCAAUUAAAGAACAUAUUUAUUGUCGUGUACAAACAGGUUACGUAUCAAGCUUAUAAAGCUAUGACAGGUUGCCUUCUUUCUGGAAAGGAAACUUUGGUGUAAAAAAAAGGGUAGAUUUAUCUGUUUCUGUGUAUUGGGAGUAUACGGGCAGUACAAGUAGUUACCCAAUACUCAUUUGAAAUGUAUAGUCAUUCUAAAACAUACAACAUAUGAUUCUUCUGUUGUAGUUGUUUAUUGAGACACACCUAUGUAUGGCGGUGUAUAUAUUACUUAGACGUACGCUGUUUGUGUAUUUGUAUGACUUGAUAUGAUAGAACCUUAUGGUUAUUCGUGAUGGUAGCAGGCGAAAGGUAGUACAAUGUAUAAAUUGUGACAAAGUUGUACAAGACAACAGCGUCUUAAAAGUUCGUCAGUGUUGGCGAGACUUAGUGUUGGUAAGACUUAGCUAAGAACAAGCUAAGUUGAAACGAAAAUUGAAUAUAUAUUGGAACAAUUCACUUCAACUAAUUUUUCGAGACGCCAUACACUGCUCGGUGAGCGAGUGUAUGUGUAUAUGACGCUAUUACAAUGUUUAAAGUAAAUCGUGGCACAAUAGUUAAGAAAAUCUUUUAGUUUUUUUUGAAAACUUAAAAACCAUAUAAGAUAACUACGUUUGCUGACGGCAUGACAAGAUAUAGGAUAGUGUUGUGUAGUAUUCGCUAAACUAUGGCUUCCUAUUUAGACACAAGAACUGUAUGGCAUGCCCAGCUUUGUGACUACUAAAGAAAUGUUUAUGAGAUUUCCCUCCAUAAAUAGCUCAGGAGACCGAAUGGAUAACUUGCUUAAAAGUGAUUUAAAAGGGUCUUAUACGCAAAUGUAUUACUGUCUUUAUUUGGUCACAUACGAGUACAUUGACUAAACGAGUACAUUGACUGGAUGCAAGACAAACUAAGUCACAUCCAAGACAAACUAAAGAAGUCACUUCAGACGCAAUGUUCAGACAUAGUAUGGCUGUUUAAAAAAUCAAAUAUGCUGCUUUUUAGAACGUUUCCUUUUGGAAUAAUAAUACGGGAAGUCUGUGGUGUUGUGGCAAUAAAAAGUAUAUGUGAGCAUCACUUA
This is a messenger RNA of Branchiostoma floridae (Florida lancelet), 2668 nucleotides long. RefSeq names its product tryptophan 5-hydroxylase 1-like. Gene Ontology annotation, biological process: aromatic amino acid metabolic process; serotonin biosynthetic process. Lineage: Eukaryota; Metazoa; Chordata; Leptocardii; Amphioxiformes; Branchiostomatidae. Bases 63 to 1538 code for a protein of 491 amino acids. The record is from RefSeq and is a predicted model, not a curated record. Gene Ontology annotation, molecular function: iron ion binding; tryptophan 5-monooxygenase activity. The transcript is spliced from 14 exons. Gene Ontology annotation, cellular component: neuron projection.